AUAUUAAAAUUGAAAAUGUCAUUUGCAACUGCCAUUUUAGCAAGACGUUGUCCUAGGCUUUGCCACGUUUUUGCUAAGAAUCCCGUCCAUUCUUUCCAGUUCUUAGGAUUAUAUAGAGGAUACUCGAAAAAGAACGAGUGCAUAAAAAUGGGUACCAAGGACAAGCUUAUGAAAAUCAUUGGCGAACAAUGCAAUACCAAUGAAGAUAAAGUGACCGUUGUGGGUUGUGGAGAUGUCGGGAUGGCUUGCACUUUUAGUAUUUUAGCACAGGGCGUUUCAAGUGAUGUUACAAUGAUAGAUCUCAAUGCCGAUAAAAUGAAGGGAGAAAUGUUUGACAUUCAGCACGGGUGCCUCUAUCUGAACGCUAAAGUUGCAUCGGGAACCGAUUAUGCGGUUACUGCUAAUUCUAAGAUAUGCGUUAUUACAGCAGGUGUCCGUCAAAAAGAAGGCGAAUCUCGUCUGAACUUAGUACAAAGAAAUACCGACGUAUUGAAAGAUAUCGUCCCAAAUCUAGCCAAGCAUUCCCCAGACGCAAUUAUGCUGGUAGUAAGCAAUCCGUGUGACAUUUUAACUUGGGUCACUUGGAAACUAAGCGGAUUCCCGAAAAAUAGAGUUUUAGGCUCUGGAACUAACUUGGAUACGUCCAGGUUCCGAUAUUAUAUUUCUCAAAGACUUGGAAUAUCUCCCGAUAGCGUACAUGGUUGGGUGCUUGGAGAACAUGGUGACUCUAGUGUGGCAAUAUGGUCUGGAGUAAAUGUAGCUGGAGUGCGUCUCCAAGAUAUUCACCCUGAGGCUGGCUCCGACAAUGAUCCGGAAAACUGGAAAGGAGUCCAUAAGGAUGUGGUACAAUCAGCGUAUGACGUUAUCAAGCUAAAAGGGUUUACUAAUUGGGCCAUUGGUCUUUGUGCGUCAGCCCAAGUGAAGAGUAUUAUUAGAAAUUCUAAUAAAAUUCACCCUGCAUCGACUUACGUCAAAGGAAUGCUGGGAAUUACGGAUGACGUCUUCCUGUCAAUGCCAUGUGUUUUGGGUCGUAAUGGUGUAUCUGCAGUGAUAGAUCCUAAUUUAAAUUCCGAAGAACUUUGCUAUAUGAAGUAUUCGGCAGCGAAAAUGUUGGAAGUUGCAAGUGGAUUAAAGAUGUAGUUUUACCGUAAAUUGUAUUUUAAGUUUUUGUAACUGUAUGUAUUUUUUUACCAUUGUAUUUUUUAUUGUAAUAUAUUUUUGUAUUU
Anthonomus grandis grandis is the source of this 1226-nucleotide messenger RNA. Its product is annotated as L-lactate dehydrogenase B chain-like. The transcript is spliced from 5 exons. Gene Ontology annotation, biological process: carboxylic acid metabolic process. Lineage: Eukaryota; Metazoa; Arthropoda; Insecta; Coleoptera; Curculionidae. The record is from RefSeq and is a predicted model, not a curated record. Gene Ontology annotation, molecular function: L-lactate dehydrogenase (NAD+) activity. The coding region runs from base 16 to 1140 and encodes 374 amino acids. Gene Ontology annotation, cellular component: cytoplasm.